AUGUUUCCCUUGAUCAGUACCCACCCUUCCACUCAGAGAAGAUACGAAAGAUUUUUCUGCUACAUGAUCCUUGGAAUACUCAUCAUCAUAAUAGAAUCUCACUUCGAUCUAGAUCCCAAGAUUGAACGUCUUCUCCAACAAGUAUGGAGAGUUCUCAUGUCAGCGGCAUCACUCGAAAACCUUCUGAUAAUUCUCAGCGAUGAAUCGUCCACGAAAUCGUACACAGCCUCCCCUGAUCGAUUCACCCUCCCGAAUGAUGUUCUUCGACACAUCGCGGCCGUAUCGGAUCGUGCCACACUUGGAAAGUUGAUGCAAGUUUUCUGGGGAUGUCAUGAUAUCGUCGGACCAAUUCUGUAUUCAAAAGUACAAAUUUCAAGAGAAAACGCUAGGAAGGUAUUUAUGGGACUGGCUACUACACCAUACGAUUCUAGAAUUGUUAGAACCAAACCCAGGAAGAAAGCGAACGCAAUUGAAAACAUACGCAAAUCGUGGUGGGGAUCGGAUUAUAGAAAGCGAUUCAUCCUAGGUUAUCCGUAUACCCCCUAUAAGGAAGAAGAUGAAGAAGAUUUCGAACCUCCUCAUCAAGUACAUGAUUAUCCGACUGUCAAAUCUCACAAUCGCAAAUUGCAACUCCUCACAAAUGUCAAACACCUCACUAUCGCUUCUUUACCUAGUCGAAUCGUCUCGGAGGAUUUCGCUGCUUGUGUCCGUCACAACUUCCACAAUCAUGGAGAGGACAAACCUUUCAGUAAUGUCGGGACGCUUGUUGUCAAAGGUCAAGCCGUUUACGACAUGGCCCUGUGGAUUGAUGAUCCACUUUCUAGAACCACCAACACAGGUCAUAAUCAUCCUUUCAUCUAUCAUCUCCUGAACUCGAUGAGACCCAAGGCAGUCUGCGUAUCUUACCCUCAACUUACUACCGAACAUGUGGAAAGAUCACUCGACAAACGCUUAUCUCCUAUUUCGCCAUACCUACCUGAGGAUCAACAGACCGCAAUUAGGGAACAAGCGAGUAACACCUAUAGGAAUUAUGUUCACCGCUUGUAUCGGACGGUAAAUUACUUUACGGAAAUACCUAAAUGGACAUUGGAUAGUUUCACAAUACAUCAACACAAGAUAGGAUGUUUACCUUAUCUGUCCAAAUGCGUCAAGGUCUUUUUCGAAAGUUGUCAUUGCGAUGAUUCCCCCGACAUUCAUUGCUUGCAGCACACUGCUGAUAAUAAACGAAGGACUAUGUUGAACAGCCUCGCUAACAGGUUGAAGAGCCUGUCCUUGCCUCGGAACAAGAAGAAAGACUGCUAUAGUAAUUUACUUGAACACUGUGUCUUGGUGAUGCCCAAACCCAGAUCCAAGCCAGAGGGGGAUGGAGCGAAGGAGCAAUGGUCGGAAUGGAAGGAGAGUAUAGGUCAAAGUCACCCAUCACUUCUGUGGCAGAAGGACACGAUUAUAAUGGGAUGGGAUGAAGCUGAUCCUUGUUCUUGCUGUGGUCUCAAGUGA
Kwoniella mangroviensis CBS 8507 is the source of this 1497-nucleotide messenger RNA. RefSeq lists its product as uncharacterized. Bases 1 to 1497 code for a protein of 498 amino acids. The record is from RefSeq and is a predicted model, not a curated record. Lineage: Eukaryota; Fungi; Basidiomycota; Tremellomycetes; Tremellales; Cryptococcaceae. The transcript is spliced from 2 exons.